GAUUUUGACAACUUCCAGCCAAGCCGGUACGAGAGUUUGAUAAGACGCGCAGGCGUGGACUUAUAGGAUCUUUCACUUUCGGUUAGGAAAACAGUCGCUGGACGUGACUUUGCUAAAUCCAGGCAUUUUGGAAUUAAAACGGCAAACAACUCGGUAAACAGCGCGUUGACAUGUGGGCUCGAGGGUUCUUUGGCUUGGCGACUUUUCUGAUCGGGCUCGGUUUCGGCAGCUGCGCCGAGCAAACUCUCUACAUAGCCAUCCAAGAGGAGAUUUGGGAUUACACACCCGGCGGCAGAAAUGAGGUGACGGGAGAGAGUGUUGGUGAAAACCGGUUUUGGAAGGCUGUGUACAGGCAGUAUUCGGACUCCUCUUUCUCCUCUGAGGUCCCCAAGCCGGCGUGGCUCGGCUUUCUAGGUCCCGUCAUCACAGCUCACGUUGAUGAUGUCAUCAAAGUUCAUCUGUUCAACAACGCCACCAGACCCUACUCCAUACACCCCCAUGGGCUCUUCUACGAGAAGGACUCAGAAGGUGCACUCUAUCCGGAUGGCACUAAGGGUGGUAUGAAGGAUGACGAUUCAGUGGCUCCGGGUUCUAAACACACCUACACAUGGCACGUCAAAUCAGAUUUCGCGCCUGCCAAGGGCGACGCCCCCUGCCUGCCCUGGGCCUAUCACUCCCAUGUCGAUGCCCCCAGAGACAUCGCAGCAGGACUAGUAGGACCAAUGCUCACCUGCCGCAAAGGUGAGAGUCUACAGGUGGAUAAAGAGUUCUUCUUGAUGUUCAAUGCUGUGGAUGAAAAUAUGAGCUGGUACGCAGAGCGCAAUGGAGAAGAGGAGUUUCCCCUCAAGCACUCUAUCAAUGGCUACAUGUUUGGCACGCUGCCCGAUCUGAAGGUGUGUGCAGGUGGGCGCGUGGCCUGGCAUAUUCUGGGCAUGGGGAACGAGGCUGACGUCCACUCUGUAAAUUUCCGCGGCAACACGCUGCUGGAGCGCGGACACCGACGUGAUGUCAUCAGCGUAUUCCCUGCCUCCUUCACCACGGCAACCAUGCACCCCAUGGCAACGGGCAAAUGGAUGCUGAGCUGCCUCGUCAGCGACCACAGGGAAGGGCCUCAGGCGUUCUAUGAGGUGGUGCAGGGCGGUGAGUGUCAGGACGUUCCCACGACGACGUUGACGGGGGGCCGUGAGCGCCAUUAUUACAUCAUGGCCGACGAGACCACCUGGGACUAUGGCCCCCUGGGAUACAACAACUUCACACAUAUUCCCCUCACACAGCCGGACAGUGAUGCGGAGGUGUAUUUUGGUAAAAGUCAUGGAGCGUUGGGUGGGCAGUAUUUAAAGGCGCGCUACGUAGCUUUCACUGAUGAGACGUUUACUCAGCGCAAGCCACACUCCCCACACCUUGGCAUUCUGGGGCCAGUGAUUUCGGGAGAGGUGGGUGACACUCUGGUGGUGACAUUCUUCAAUAAUGCGACUCAGACCUUCAGCAUGGAGCCACACGCGCUAUACCAUGAUGGCGUGGAGAGGGGUGGGGCCUCUGUGUCUCCUGGCUCCAGAUUUACCUAUCGGUGGCGAGUACUCGAUGGCCCCACCCCCUCUGACCCUGCCUGUCAAUCAUUCCUCUAUUACUCUGCUCACGACGCCCCACGCGAUACCAACGCCGGGCUGGUGGGGCCAAUCAAGAUCUGCAAGAGGGGAACACUAGAGGAGGACGGAACACAGAGGGGUGUGAAUAAAGAAUUCUUCUUGCUGUUCGGGGUGUUUGAUGAGAACUUGAGCGGCUACCUGGACAAGAAUAUUGAGCUCAAUGGAGGGGAACUUAGAAAAAAGGAUGAUGAAGACUUCAAGGAGAGCAACAAGAUGCACGCUAUAAACGGCCGUAUGUAUGGUAAUUUAGAGGGCCUGGAUAUGUGUGAGGGUGACCAGGUGGUGUGGUACACUCUGGGUGUGGGCUCCCAGGUGGAUAUCCACGGAGUCUAUUUCCAGGGCAACGUCUUCCAGCGCCAUGGCAACACGCGAGACACCCUGAACCUCUUCCCACACACCAGCACCACGGUGAAGAUGACGGCUCACAACACGGGUGUGUUUUCUGUGAGCUGCCGUACAACUGACCACUUCACUGCAGGGAUGAGGCAUUAUUAUCACGUAAAGCAAUGCGGCAAACCCACACACACCGACCCUCAGGUGCACACGCCCACGCGGCAUGUAGAGUACUUUCUCUCUGCGGAGGAAGUGGAGUGGGAUUACGCCCCCAGUAGAGACUGGGAACUGGAGAAACAUAACAUGAAUGCAGAAGACAGUUACGGGAGUGUAUUCCUGAAUGAGAGUGAGUCGCGUAUCGGCUCGCGCUACAAGAAGGCUGUGUUUCGCCAAUACACCGACGCCUCCUUCAAGACUCCCGCACCCAACGUCACACACCUGGGAAUCAUGGGUCCAAUUCUGAGGAUGCAGGUUGGGGAACAGGUGUCAGUGGUCUUUAAGAACAAAGCAUCUCGCCACUAUUCCCUCCACCCCCAUGGGGUGGAGCCUCAGCCCAACAUCCAAUCAUCUGUGGCUCCAGGCGAUACCAGGAAGUACCUCUGGAAUGUUCCGGCGAGGGUCGGGCCUGGACCCAACGACCCACCGUGUAUUACCUACGCUUACUACUCGACUGCUGACUACACACGGGACCUGGCGAGUGGUCUGGUGGGUCCCCUUGUGGUGUGUUCUGAAGGUGUUCUGAAGGACGUGAACACACCCUCUCAAACACACACAAACUCUCGGCGGCGACGAAACACCCCCACCCUGUCCCGUCGCCGUGGUGACGUGGAGAAGGAGUUUGCUCUGCUCUUCAUGGUGUUUGAUGAGAACGAGUCCUGGUACCUGCAAGACAAUAUCCUGAAACAUACACGCACACACAUCGACACCAGCGAUCCUGACUUCAUGGAGAGCAACAAGAUGCACGGUAUAAACGGUCGUCUGUACGGUACUCUAAAGGGCCUGGAGAUGUCGGUUGGCGAUCGCGUCGUCUGGUAUCUCAUCACCCUUGGCAACGAAGUGGACAUGCACACUGUACACUUCCACGCACACACAUUCACAUACCAGGACACUCACACACACGCUGCAGAUGUCUUUGAUCUUUUCCCCGGAACCUUCCAGACGGUCGCCAUGACAGCAAAGCAUCCUGGGACAUGGCUGCUGCACUGUCACGUCGCCGACCACAUACACGCUGGAAUGGAAACAACAUACACUAUACUCACAGGUGCCAGAGCUCCCCCAACUAGCCAGCCCAGGGAUGCAGCUUCCCCAACUGGCCAGCCCAAGAAAGCAGCGCGACAUCGAACUCUCCUAUGGGUCAGCCUCGGCAUCAUGGGAGUGCUUUGCAUUUCUAUUAUCCUAUUGAUCCGGAGGACUGUAGACACGCCCACCCAAUCUGAUGAUCAGCCCCCAGAGAAUGUGGAACUGACAACACACACACAGUCAUGAACACGCACACUCACACGCACAUGCACAUGCACAUGCACACUCACAGACCAUGGAACUGACAACACACACAUGAACACACACACAAGCACACACACGCACUCACACACAUACACACACACAGAGUCCUUAUGAACUGCCACAAGGAACGGUGCUCUCCUUCAGCUAAAACUCUGUGAUUCACCACAAGCGGAAGUCCUCUGAUGACACUGUGACUGUAUCAAGGACAGUCAGGAAGAGCAGUACAGGGGACUGGUGCUGUUCCAAGCAGCUGCACCUGAACACCACCAAAGCCAAGGGGAUGGUGGUCAACUUUAGGAGAUCCUGCCCACCUGUGAUGAAAGUGAAGUGAAGGCCCACCUGGGAAACUCCCAUUAACAUUGUGACACAGCCCUCCACAGCAUACAGUGCUCACUGCACACAACAAAAUUGCAUUUAAGCCUCACCCGUGCAAGGCGGCAGCCUCAAACGGCACCCCAAGGGAGCAGUGCGGCAGGACGGUACCAUGCUCACAGUACCUCAGGCAUGCAGGAGGAUGGGGGAGAGUCUGUCUGAUGCCUGUCUUUAUUGAGUGAGAGAAUGUGAAGUACCCAGGGGAAAAUAAACUGGACUGAACUGCUAAUUCAUCUCCUCUCUACGACAAAGGCCAGAGAAUGUGUAGAUGUGCUAUACAGUAUGUUUCACAGGGCCGGAUUAACCUACAUAUCUCAGCCUCUGGAGCACAUACAAAUAUGAAAUCAGUUGCAUUUAAGAGCUAGGACCCUCAUUUUGCAUUAGAAUGUGUCUAUUCAGCUCUAACAUUCCCACAUUUUCAAUUAAAAAAAAACAUAUCUCAAGAGCCUGAAUGCAGCGUAUAUGUUGCUCCAGGUGCCAUAGGUACACAAUGUACGCAGCAAAAUGGGUUAAUGCACAGGCUAGAUUUGGCUUCAGCCUGCCAGGGGGCCCCCGAUAUGCCAUAGGGGGAAAGAUCAGUAAUUGCAGAAUUCUGACAAGAUAUGAUAUUGAAAAAUGAGGCUGUGUCAGGUACAGUUUGAAAUCUUAUUAAUACUGCAUAGUUGGCAAAGAUGUUAUAUAUAUAUAUAUUUAUUUAGAUGUAAUUUUGAUGUAAUUAUGUAAUGAAUGUUGCCUUUUGUGAGGGCCUACAGCAACCUGUAGCCUAGGUACCCCUGGCCAUCUUAAUCCGGCCCUGAUGUUUCAUCUGUCCUCCCUUGUAUGAAUUAUUUAUAACUUGUGUAUUUGUCUAUGCUGCUGGACAUUGUAAUUUUCAGCGGGAUCAAUAAAGUUAGUGUGUAAUGUU
This is a messenger RNA of Engraulis encrasicolus (European anchovy), 4758 nucleotides long. RefSeq names its product ferroxidase HEPHL1-like. The record is from RefSeq and is a predicted model, not a curated record. Lineage: Eukaryota; Metazoa; Chordata; Actinopteri; Clupeiformes; Engraulidae. The coding region runs from base 171 to 3464 and encodes 1097 amino acids. The transcript has 21 exons. Gene Ontology annotation, molecular function: copper ion binding; ferroxidase activity.